UUUAUCUAUCUAUUAGUACUCUACACUAGUGACAGAAGCCGGACCGAACCUGUGUUUUUAUUUACAUGUGAUGGUCUUUGUUUUGGUUCGUAAAUACCAAAAUUUUUAAUAGUUUGUAAAUUAUGAAAGUAGCAAUUUCAUUAAUAUUUAAUUAACGAUGAGUAAGCAAUUAUCAAUAGAUACAUUCUUUAAGUUUUCUAAAAUUCAAACGAAUACAAAUGUUUUGAAAGAAAACGGAGGAGUAAGCGGACAAUUUAGUGGUAUUAAUCAUGGUGGUGUAAUGAAGAAAAACCGCUUUAGUUUAAAAAAGCCUACAACUCCUUCCAAAUCAUCUAAUAUGACUACAGAUACAAAUACAUGGGUUCCAACUGAAAAUGUUGAUGUUGUGAAUUUGAUUAGUGACGAUGAAGAUACUGAUCUUAUGAAUGCAGUUGACUUAGUUGAAUGUGUACUAAAUUCAUCACAAUUAUCGAGUGCUAGUGAUAGUGCUGUGUCUGAAUCCUCACAGAGAACUGUAAUAUAUGAUAUCUCAUCUGAAUCUAUUGAUCGAACAUUUGUGACACCUAGUAAAAUACCAAUUACACCUACAAAGUCUCCAAUUACACCCACCAGAACUCCUGCAUGUCAUAUCCUUACUCCAACAACUUCCAGUACUUCUAGCCCAGGUUCCAAAAAUAAGUUUUAUUCACCUACUAAAAAACGCACAGUUGUCAAAAGAAGUCCUGUGAAGAGAAAGUUGGAUCAAGAUUUUGCUCAAGUUACUGAUAAUGAUGAUUAUUUUAAAGCAUGUGAUGGCAUGGAUGACAAAACUAUAUUUCUUCUUGAGAUCAUUCACAAGUUCCUUAACAAUAAAUCUUUAAAAAGAUUGUUGUCGGAGGAAAGCCAGCUUCUUCUUUCAAGUUGCAUGAAAGUUAUAAAGCCUGGAAUGAUGAUAGUCUGUCGUCUAUAUUGGCGAAAGAGAGGCUGGUACAGGAGUAAACAAAUUGAAGAUAUGACUUUAAAAGUUAAACAGUUGGAUGAGUCCAGUUUUCAGGUGAUGAUUAAUUCACUGGUAUCAGCUGGUCUACUUGAUCAAAAUAUACCAGGUGAAUCUGGUCUCAGUUUUGAUGAUUUUAUAUCUCUAUUGAAAGCUGAUGAACUGAAACAAAUAUGUAAAGAGUUAAAAUUGAAAAUACAAUCAAAAUCAAAACAGGAUGUUGUGGAUAUGCUUAAGAAAUUCUGUCAAUCACAAUCUAUCAGUAACUAUUUUACAGGUAAUUUAAAGACAAACUCCAAGAGAGUUAUUCAAAUUAUGAAUGAAAAGGCAGGAGUUUGUUAUAGACUGUCAGAAUUUACUAGGAGUACACUGUACCGACUGUAUGUUCUCAUGUACUUAGGCAUAGAUUACAAUCAUAUAAGGGACAAGAAACUAGAACUGUUACUUAUAAAUGACAAAAUAAAAAGGGAAACUUACCCUGUGGAUGCAGAUAUGUCAUUGGAUGAUGCUAGUGUUGUUUUUGAAAGUAAACAACAAUUUGACAGUUAUAUGGUAGCUCAUUUAAUUUAUGAAGGUUUUUUGGAGAAAACAGAUCUGAAUGAAAAGUGUGCCAUUGUUACAAAUGUGUAUAGCUUAUACAAAGAUUUUUCCAAGGAAGAAAUUUUACGCUAUAAGUCGCUUCCACCGUGGUUGCGUCGAUUUACACCUAGCAAUAUAUACGUGAAAAUAUUAGAUGCUGGAAUACAAGAAUUAAAGAAACACAAAUCGAUAGAAUACUAUGAGCUUGCUGUGGAAAUUCUCGAUUUACUUAUAUCACAGAUUGCUUUUAGACAGCACAAAAAAGCUGAAUGGUACAUGGAGAAAGCGAUAAUAUUACGUUAUCUAGGUAGGAAUGAUGAGGCGGCGGAAGUAUUAUUACAAGGAUUUAAUUCAGAUCUUCCAGAAGAUGCUAAAGAUAGUUUACGACCGCGAGCUCGGAAUAUAGCUAACCAAGCUAGCCAGCAGUUAAAGUCUGAUCUAUUGCGACAAGCCGAUAAAGAGACUAUAUUAGAGAAUAAACUGCCUGCCAAUCAUAUCUGCAAACAACCAAUGGAACGUGCUCAACAACGCGGCAAGUUGAAGUUUAAGACUCGUGUGGGUGGUGAGUUGACGGUACAGGAUGCCGAGGAUUACUGCAUAACGCAUUACAUAGACAGUGGAAAAUAUACGCACGGCAAACAUUGGGAAGGCAGAUUUGCCAUCACCAUUUUCUUCUUGCUCUUCUGGGACAUCAUAUAUUCGAAGCCACGUGGUGUAGUGGGCAUAUUCCUGAGUCGCUUUCAAAUGUACCCGUUGGAUAUGUUCAGUGACAGUUUCUAUAUGAAUAGAAAGGCGUUGAUAGACAAAAGACUGGAGUUGAUAAAGCACAGCACUACAGAAGAUAUGUUGAAUCUCAUGAAUUGCACUUGGGACAGCAGACCGGAGGGCGAGGUGUCGGGCGUGUGGUUGGCUGGUGCGGAACGGGCGGCGUGUACGGCGGCGGCACGAGCGCUGCAGCCGGCCGGCGCGGCAGCCCUCUGCCAACGCCUCGCCGUUCACUACCGUUACUGCAGCGCUGGCUUCCCCGACCUCACGCUGUGGAACGUGCACACCAACCAGAUUAAGUUCGUGGAAGUGAAAACAGAUACAGACAAACCGUCUAUGAAGCAGAUACAGUGGAUGCAUUAUCUGAAACAAAACGGUAUUGAGACUGAGUUCUGUUAUGUUGGAGUUAACACCACUAGGAGUAAAUCUAGAGCCAGCUAAUAAUUUAUAAAACAAAAAAAUCUUAUUAAACAUACUCGAAUACUUUUAGGUAUAGGCUUGUGGUUUAGGUUAAAGAUCUGUAUAAUAUGUAAGUUAGUGAUGCUCUUUGUUUUUAAUCAUUGACAAUGUUAUUAACAGUAUAUUUGAUUGUCCGGUUUUAAUAAUAAUAUUGUAAUUUUUAUUGAAUGUAAUUUUUAUAAUUUUCUAUCUAUGGAAGGGUUUCAUUAGAAGUUCUUUCGCCUAUCAUUUGCUUUGUGGAUAUUUUUAAUAACCAAAUAUAUUAUCUAUAUUUGGUUAUAUAUAUAGUACAUUACUGCAGCAGCCAGCAACUGAGGCAUUGAUGGACGAACGUGCAAAUGUGGGCCGACGCGUAGUCGAGGCACACAUACGUGAGUCCAUCAAUGCCUAGUUGUGGCCAAGGCUUGUAUAUACUUGUUACCGAUUUUGAAAAUUUUGUUCUUAUUGGAAACUAUUAUUUUUUUUUAUUCUCCUGAACGCUUUGAGCAUAAGGGAGCAUUAUCGUUCGUUAUGGACAGUUAAAGUAAUAAAUAGCUAAUAUGAUAAUGUGCAAAAAUGUUUAUGUAAUAUAUAAAAUUCUCAUGUCACAAUAUUUGUUCGCGCUAACCUCUAAAACCGCAAACCUGUUUUAAUGAAAUUUUGAAAUGUGUAUUGUUUGUUUUAACUUGAAAGAUAGGAUAGUUAACAGAUUCUGAUUCACUUAGAUGGUGGUAGCAGGAAAAACGUUUGCUGAUUUAAAUAUGUUUGCCAUAAAUUAAAUUGAAAAGUUAUUUAAAAAAAAUUUUAAAUAGAAAUAUAUUUGUACUUAUUUGUAAAAUAUUACGAUGCCAAAAAAUUUCAAUUGGCAAAAUGUUGGUUAACUGUGAUAUUUGUUAUUUGGAAGACGGAAAGAAAAAAUAUAGUUUUGUAUAUGCGAGUAUAUGUGGUUAUAAGUCAAAAUUAUUAUAUUAAUGCGAGUGAUAAAUCAUUAAUAAUAUGCAUGCACAAAAUUUAUCUAUCUCUAAAUGAGUUGAGAAAUUACGUACGUUAGAUAGGUACGGAUUUAAAAUCUGUUGAGAUAAAAGUAUAAUUUUUAUAUUUUAAUUCUAGAAUGCUGUGUUCAGAUACAGUUAUAGAAGUAUAUAGCCAUUGGCCUAUACAGAGUCUUUUAAUAUGACUAGUAUUGGUAGUUAGCUUUACUAAUAAUAGUAAAUAUAUAGUAUUUUAUACAAGACACUAUAGUACAGGUGAAAUAGUAUCAUAAAAUUCUUUUUUAUUGUUAGAGACAUUUUGUAACUGACCGUUUGAACGAGUUUAAUAUCACGACAAGAAAGCUAAAUGUAUGCAAUAUUACUUUAUAUUAUGUACCUAUUUUGUUAUUUUUAUUACAUUAUAAUAAACAUAUGUAAAAUA
Galleria mellonella (greater wax moth) is the source of this 4171-nucleotide messenger RNA. Its product is annotated as fanconi-associated nuclease 1-like. NCBI's taxonomy places the organism in Eukaryota, Metazoa, Arthropoda, Insecta, Lepidoptera, Pyralidae. The transcript has 11 exons. Gene Ontology annotation, cellular component: nucleus. Gene Ontology annotation, biological process: interstrand cross-link repair. Bases 158 to 2761 code for a protein of 867 amino acids. Gene Ontology annotation, molecular function: 5'-3' exonuclease activity; flap-structured DNA binding; 5'-flap endonuclease activity. The record is from RefSeq and is a predicted model, not a curated record.